AUUAUCAAUCAACCAUAGCCAACUUCGUUUCACUGGACGGAGCUUAAUCCAGUAUUGAAUUGAUUUGGAUUUUUGGUGUAAUGUCACACGUUUUUCAUUCGAAAACUGUCGUCUGAAUCAUUGAGUAAUUUUCAACACACUGAAACGACAUACGUAUUACCAGUAACUCAAAAUGUCGGAUUCGGAGGGCAGUAACUUCUCAGACAACGAUAGCGAUGCUGGAGGCCGUGGUGGAGGAAGCGAAAGUGAACCUGAGGAUAAUCGAUCUGUAAAGUCUGCUGGCGGUAGCGAUGUGGGAAGCGGUGGUAAUAGAUCACGAAGCGGCUCCAGGAGUAGAUCCAGAUCACCCUCCAGAAGUCAUUCUAGGUCUAGAUCACGAUCUCACUCUGGAUCUGGCUCGGAUGAUGGAGGCAGAGGUAGAGCAGAUGAGGCUGAGGAAGCCCAUUCCGGCGAAGAAGAUGUUGAGCCUGAAGAUGAACCGGAAGGAGAAGACUUGGAUGGUAGCAGUGAAUAUGAUGAGGAAGAGGACGAAGAUGAUGACAGGCCAAGUAGGAAAAAGAAGAAAAAAGACAGAUUUGGUGGUUUUAUCAUUGAUGAAGCGGAGGUUGACGAUGAAGUUGAAGAUGAUGAGGAGUGGGAAGAUGGAGCUCAAGAGAUAGGAAUAGUUGGGAAUGAAGUUGAUGAAUUGGGGCCUACAGCUCGAGAAAUUGAAGGACGACGUCGAGGCACCAAUCUCUGGGACUCACAGAAAGAAGAUGAAAUCGAAGAAUACCUCAGAAAAAAGUAUGCCGAUGAGUCUGUUGUCGCACGACAUUUUGGAGAUGGAGGUGAAGAAAUGAGCGAUGAAAUUACUCAACAAACUUUACUCCCUGGCGUAAAAGAUCCAAAUCUGUGGAUGGUAAAGUGCCGUAUCGGUGAAGAAAAAUCCACGGUUCUUCUAUUAAUGCGAAAAUUUAUCACCUUUCAGUUCACCGGGGAACCACUGCAGAUAAAAUCUGUCGUUGCUCCCGAGGGUGUAAAGGGUUACAUUUACAUCGAAGCCUAUAAACAACCUCACGUAAAAGCUGUGAUUGAAAACGUUGGUAAUCUCAGAAUGGGUAUUUGGAAACAGCAAAUGGUCCCGAUCAAAGAAAUGACAGACGUCUUACGUGUCGUCAAAGAGCAGACCGGUUUGAAGGCCAAACAAUGGGUUCGGUUAAAGAGAGGAAUAUAUAAGGACGACAUUGCACAGGUGGAUUAUGUGGAUCUGGCACAAAAUCAAGUGCAUUUAAAACUCUUACCACGAAUCGACUACACGAGACCCAGAGGAGCUCUCAGAACUGCGCAGAGUGAAUCCGAAGCCCUCAAACGCAAGAAGAAAAGACGACCACCCGCAAAACCCUUUGAUCCAGAAGCUAUACGUGCUAUUGGUGGGGAAGUGACCAGUGACGGAGAUUUCCUAAUCUUCGAAGGAAACCGAUACAGCCGUAAAGGAUUUCUCUACAAAAAUUUUACAACCAGUGCUAUAAUUGCUGAGGGUGUUAAGCCGACGCUCUCAGAGUUGGAAAGAUUUGAAGAAGCCCCCGAGGGAAUCGAUAUAGAAUUGAGCGGUACUCCUACAACUGGUGUUUCUGCUGGAAAAAAAGACCAAGCAGUUACGCAUUCCUUCAGCAACGGUGACAACGUUGAAGUCAGCGAAGGAGAGUUGAUGAAUUUGCAAGGAAAAAUUGUCUCCAUCGAUGGGAACAUGAUAAUGGUCAUGCCGAUACACGACGAACUCAAAGAAGCUUUAGAGUUUCAGGCUAACGAACUUCGAAAAUACUUUAGAAUGGGAGAUCAUGCAAAAGUAGUAGCUGGAAGAUACGAGGGUGAUACUGGAUUAAUUGUUCGUGUUGAGCAAAAUCGCGUGGUUCUUUUUUCGGAUCUAUCGAUGCACGAACUAGAAGUUCUCCCGAGGGACUUACAGUUGUGUUCCGAUAUGGCGACCGGCGUAGACAGCCUGGGUCAAUUCCAGUGGGGAGAUUUAGUACAACUUGACGUACAAACUGUUGGUGUGAUUGUUCGGUUGGAGCGUGAAAAUUUCCACGUACUAUCGAUGCACGGCAAAGUCGUCGAGGCCAGACUGCAAGGGUUAACAAAACGUCGUGAGAACAGAAACGCCGUCGCUUUGGACUCCCAGCAAAAUACGAUUCAGAAAAAGGAUAUCGUCCAGGUCAUCGACGGACCACACGCUGGCAGAGGUGGUGAAAUUAAACACCUUUACAGAAGCUUCGCGUUUUUACACUCUAGAAUGUACCUCGACAAUGGAGGUAUAUUCGUCUGCAAAACUAGGCACUUACAGUUAGCCGGAGGUAGCAAAUCAGGCAUGGGACCUGCUAUGUCCCUGUCAUCUGGAUUCAUGUCGCCCAGAAUUGCGUCUCCGAUGCACCCAAGUGGAGGUGGAUUUGGAGGCAGAGGUGGCGGUGGCGGAGGCCGAGGUAGAGGUCGAGGUGGCGGAGCUAGACGUGACAGGGAGCUCAUAGGAACUACGAUAAAAAUAACGGGUGGUCCCUACAAAGGAAACGUCGGCAUAGUCAAAGAUGCCACAGAAAAUACGGCCCGCGUCGAACUACACUCCACAUGCCAAACUAUUUCUGUUGACCGAUCUCACAUCGCCAAUGUCGGCGUGCCGAACAAGGACGGUGGAUUCAGCAGCUACAAUCGUAACACUCCUGCCUACACCGCUGGUGGUCAAACACCAAUGUACGCCAGAGACGGGUCAAAAACGCCUAUGCAUGGCUCUCAGACUCCCAUGUACGAAAAUGGGUCACGAACACCUCAUUAUGGUUCCAUGACGCCUUCGCACGAUGGCUCUCGUACACCGGGACAAUCUGGUGCAUGGGAUCCAGCCGUAACUAAUACUCCAGCGAGAAACAAUGACUUUGACGGAUACAGUAUGGAAGAAGGAGGUUCUCCGGGUUAUGCUCCUGGAUAUCCUUCGACGGGUGGACCCUUUACGCCGCAGACACCCGGGACUAUGUACGGAUCGGAGCAAAGUUACAGUCCUUAUCAACCUAGUCCAAGCCCUGCCGCUAGCGCUAGCGCUAGUCCGAGUCCUGCUGGUUACGUUGCUACUCCGUCUCCGUCCGGAACGGGUUAUACGACAAGUCCACACGGUGCCUUUGCUUCGCCAUCUCCGAUGGGUUACAGUCCCAUGACACCUGGUGUAGCUGGUAGUCCCUACAACCCGCAAACACCAGGCGCAGGUCUUGACGCUGGUUCGGGAAGUGGCAUGAUUAUGGGUUCCGAAUGGCAUACGACUGAUAUAGAAGUCCGAAUACGUGACUCGCAUCAGGACCCAGCGCUCGCUGGACAACAAGGAGUAAUUCGUGGGAUUUCAGGUGGUAUGUGCGCGGUAUUUUUACCAGCUGAAGAUAGGGUGGUCAAUCUUUUAUGCGAACAACUGGAGCCCGUUGUUCCCUCGCAAGGUGAUCAAGUAAAGGUUGUUGUUGGAGAGGACAGAGAGGCCGUGGGAAUUCUUCUUUCAAUCGAUAAUCAAGAAGGUGUCGUGAAGCUGAGUACAGACGCAGUGAAAAUGUUACACUUGCGGUUUCUUUGUAAAAUGAAGGCUCCGACUACUUAAUAAGUUUAGUAUUUUGUUACACAUAACUACCUAUAUUUUCAAACCAUGUAGUAACUUUAAUAAAAGCGCGACCGGACGCAGCAGACUUGGUGAAGCAGGAAUAAUAAAAUUGUGUCCAAGUUGAA
Athalia rosae (coleseed sawfly) is the source of this 3726-nucleotide messenger RNA. RefSeq names its product transcription elongation factor SPT5 (gene Spt5). Gene Ontology annotation, biological process: regulation of DNA-templated transcription elongation; transcription elongation by RNA polymerase II; transcription elongation-coupled chromatin remodeling. Gene Ontology annotation, molecular function: protein binding; mRNA binding. Bases 173 to 3601 code for a protein of 1142 amino acids. Lineage: Eukaryota; Metazoa; Arthropoda; Insecta; Hymenoptera; Athaliidae. Gene Ontology annotation, cellular component: DSIF complex. The transcript has 13 exons. The record is from RefSeq and is a predicted model, not a curated record.